AUGAGAUACCAACUCUACCGUACCAUCCUCCGCCAAUCCGCCUUCAAACCUCAGUUCUUCAGAUUCCAACAAUAUCAACGCACAGCCAUGUCUUCAAAAGUCAGUCCACCACGAAUUGCCAAUCCGGCACUGUUCAUCUGCGACAUCCAAGAACGCUUCCAAAAAGCAAUCUACCAAUUCCCCUCCGUAGUAACCACAACCCUCAAACUCCUCUCCGCCGCCAAAACCCUCCAAAUCCCCGUCUACAUAACCACCCAAAACAAACGAGCCUUAGGCGACACGGUCCCCGAAAUCCUAGCAUUAGCAAAGGAAACAAACCUAAUCAUAAACGCAGACAAAUCCCUAUUCAGCAUGUGUACCCAAGAAGUUCUUGAUAAGCUAGACGAGAAUACCGGGGAAGGAGGGGAGAAGAGGGAGGUUAUCGUGGUGGGGAUUGAAAGUCAUAUCUGUCUUAUGCAGACUACGUUGGAUCUUUUGGAGAGGGGACAUAAGGUUUGGGUCGUUAGGGAUGGGGUAUCGAGUUGUAAUCCUCAGGAGAUUUCGACGGCUUUGGCGAGGAUGCAGCAGGCUGGGGCUGUUAUUACUACUAGUGAAAGCUUCCUUUUCGAGUGUAUGAAGGAUAGCGCACGACCAGAAUUCAAGACAAUCGCCGGCCUUGUGAAGGAGACCAAAGCCUCAACAAAAGAAUGUCUCGAAGCCCUAGUCGGUCCAGUAGGAGCACAAGAAUCAGGCGGCAUCAGUAAGCUAUAA
This is a messenger RNA of Orbilia oligospora ATCC 24927, 750 nucleotides long. RefSeq lists its product as uncharacterized. The coding region runs from base 1 to 750 and encodes 249 amino acids. NCBI's taxonomy places the organism in Eukaryota, Fungi, Ascomycota, Orbiliomycetes, Orbiliales, Orbiliaceae. The record is from RefSeq and is a predicted model, not a curated record. The transcript is spliced from 5 exons.